AUGGCACAUGAGCUAGUGAAGGGUUAUCAAAGAGAGAGAAUCAGCCCUAGAUGUGCCAUCAAGGCAGAUAUCAUGAAGGGGCUAAGGCAAGGUGAUCCAUUGUCUCCCUACCUGUUUGUCAUGGCUAUCCAAGUUCUUUCUAGGCUGCUAGAUAAUGCUGCUGAUAAAGGCCUUUUGGAGUACCGCCCAUUUUGUAAAAGCGUCAAGCUCACGCAUUGGGGGUUUGCAGAUGAUCUCUUGGUGUUUUUGAAGGGCUCUACCGACUCUUCAAGAGUUAUUCUUGGGAUCUUUGACAGAUUUUACAAAAUGUUAGGUCUCAAACUGAACCUAGCUAAGACUGAACUAUAUUGUGGAGGCUUGACUAAGGACGUAAGGCAGGAAAUUUUUCAUAUAAGUGGCUUUAAAGUAGGUUCUUUGCCGGUAAGAUAUCUGGGGGUGCCUUUGGUGUCUGGUCGACUCACUGACAGGGAGUGUAGGCCACUAAUAGAGAGAAUUACUGCCAGAAUCGAAGGUUGGGCUCAUAAGAAGCUCUCUUAUGCAGGGAGGCUCCAGUUGAUUAAGUCAGUCAUCCAUUCACUGGCCAACCUUUGGUGUGCUGCAUUCAUUCUUCCUAAGAAGGUUACCAGAGCUGUGGAGCGGAACUUUAAGGACAAAAGGUACGGCAUUCCAUCACAUGCUACUGUUGCAGGGGCCCAUGGUGACACUGGGUGGAGGGACAUGAAAUGCAGGGAGGAAGCUAGACAAAAACUGCGGGCUACACUUAAUGAAAUUCAAUUUUGUGCUGGUAUGGAAGAUGAAGUGAUCUGGGCUGUUGCUAAGAAGUUCUAUAUUAGAAGUUCCUGGGGGGGAAUUAGAAGGAAGUCCAACCCUGUAAGCUGGUAUAAACUGGUCUGGUAUCAGCACUAUAUACCAAGACACAGCUUUAUAUGUUGGCUUGCAAUCUUAAACAAAGCUUUCACCCCCGAUAGAGUGGCUUCUUGGACUGCGGGGCAGAAAAAAAGCUGUCUGCUGUGCAAGGAGGAUGAGGAAUCUAGAGAUAAUCUAUUCGUUGCAUGUGGCUACUCAAAGCAGGUGUGGAUGAAGGUGCAACAGCUAUGUGGGCUUCUGAAGCCUGUGGGAGAUUGGAGUACUGAAUUUGCUUGGGCUGUUCAGCACUUGAAAGGCAAGUCCGUGCAAGUUGUCCUUCUCAAGAUUGCUUGGAAUGCCUACAUAUAUUUUGUUUGA
Messenger RNA from Punica granatum (pomegranate), 1224 nucleotides. The record is from RefSeq and is a predicted model, not a curated record. Lineage: Eukaryota; Viridiplantae; Streptophyta; Magnoliopsida; Myrtales; Lythraceae.